Messenger RNA from Prunus armeniaca (apricot), 1539 nucleotides. The record is from the annotation of a GenBank genome assembly. Lineage: Eukaryota; Viridiplantae; Streptophyta; Magnoliopsida; Rosales; Rosaceae.
AUGUGGGAUGAAAGCCUUGUGCCAAGCAUUAAUUACUCUGGAGAAGGUUGUCUGGCCCUUCCGAAACUUAAUUUACAAUUCUUAACAUUACAUGAUUAUCUCCUCAGAAAUUUCAAUCUCUUUCGUCUCGAAUCAACAUAUGAGAUUCGUGAGGAUAUUCAGGAAGCGGUGCCGCAUCUUCUUUCCUACAUUAAUAAUGAAGGAGAAACUGCUUUUCGUGGUUGGUCAAGGAUGGCUGUGCCGAUCAAACAAUUUAGGAUCAGUGAGGUAAAACAGCCAAAUAUUGGUGAAGUCAAGCCAGCUGCUGUAACAGCAGAAGUUACUUUUAGCGUUUCCAGUUAUAAAGCACAGAUAAGAUCAGAAUGGAAUGCUCUUAAAGAGCAUGAUGUUCUAUUUUUACUUUCUAUCCGCCCUUCCUUUGAGCCUCUAAGUGCAGAGGAGGAUGGAAAAGCUAGUGUGCCUCAGAGGCUUGGUCUUCAAUAUGUACGAGGUUGUGAAAUCAUUGAGAUUCGUGAUGAGGAGGGAACUCUAAUGAAUGAUUUUACUGGAAGAAUUAAACGGGAUGAGUGGAAGCCUCCAAAGGGAGAACUGAGAACUGUGACUGUUGCUUUAGAUACAGCACAAUACCACAUGGAUGUCAGCAACAUUGCUGCAAAAGGCUCAGAAGAUGUUUAUGGGACGUUCAACAUAUUGAUGAGGAGAAAGCCCAAGGAGAAUAAUUUUAAAGCAAUUUUAGAAUCCAUUAGAGAUCUUAUGAAUGAAUAUUGUAUUGUUCCUGACUGGUUGCACAACAUUUUUCUGGGAUAUGGUCCUUAUCCCCAAGAUCAGCCAAAGAAGAACUCAGUUAGAUUCACACCCACUCAGGUUGGAGCAAUCAUCUCAGGUAUUCAGCCAGGACUCACAAUGGUUGUGGGUCCACCUGGUACGGGAAAGACAGAUACAGCUGUCCAAAUUCUGAAUGUUCUUUAUCAUAAUUGUCCAUCUCAGAGAACAUUGAUAAUCACUCAUUCGAACCAGGCUCUCAAUGACCUUUUUGAGAAGAUAAUGCAGAGGGAUGUGCCUGCACGCUAUCUUCUUCGACUUGGUCAAGGAGAACAAGAGCUAGCAACUGAUCUUGAUUUCAGCCGACAAGGUCGUGUCAAUGCCAUGCUUGUGCGGCGCUUAGAGUUGCUAAGUGAAGUGGAGAGGCUGGCAAGAUCUCUCCAGUUGCCCGAGGAUGUAGGUUAUACUUGUGAAACUGCUGGGUACUUUUGGUUGCUUCAUGUAUACUCGCGCUGGGAGCAAUUCCUUGCUGCUUGUGUGGACAAUAAAGAUAAACCGUCAUUUGUUAAAGAUCGUUUUCCCUUCAAGGAGUUCUUCUCCAACACACUGAAACCAGUCUUUAUUGGUGAGUCCUUCGAGAAAGAUAUGCGCGCAGCUAAGGGUUGCUUUCGUCAUCUUAAGACUAUGUUUCAAGAGCUUGAAGAGUGUAGGGCAUUUGAAUUACUGAAGUCCACUGCUGAUCGAGCAAAUUACCUGAUGACUAAGCAGCAAAGAUAG